This is a messenger RNA of Pseudoliparis swirei, 9064 nucleotides long. It is a transcript of the gene lrrk2, whose product is annotated as leucine-rich repeat kinase 2. NCBI's taxonomy places the organism in Eukaryota, Metazoa, Chordata, Actinopteri, Perciformes, Liparidae. The record is from RefSeq and is a predicted model, not a curated record. Gene Ontology annotation, biological process: protein phosphorylation. Gene Ontology annotation, molecular function: ATP binding; protein binding; protein kinase activity. Gene Ontology annotation, cellular component: plasma membrane.
UCAUCCCACCAAAUUUCAUGCGAUUCAGUUCAAUACUUUUUGAGUUCUGCGAAAGAUUUUGACCUGUUCAUGACCUUUGACCUUUGACCCGAUCGAUCCCAAAAUCUCAUCAACUGGUCCCCGGAUAAUAAACAAUCAUCCCACCAAAUUUCAUGCAAUUCGGUUCAAUACUUUUUGAGUUUUGCGAAUAACACGCAUACAAAUAAAUAAAUAAAUACACGGCGAUCAAAACAUAACCUUCCGGCAUUUUCAAUGCGAAGGUAAUAAUAAUACCGUUAACGCACUGCUAGAUGCGCAGUAGAAAACAAAGACCAUGUUGUAUAUGUUGAAUGAUUCGCGUUUGUGUUAAGAGAUUCAUGCUAAAUUUAAAUAUGACAUAUUCCAAUAUGAUGUAGUUUAAAAAAAUCCAAAUCAAUGAGUGACCGAGUCGCUCGGUGAACACGUGACACCGGAAGAAAAAAAAGUGUGUCCGUCAAUCACAGCAGAUGUAAUAAGAGUUGAACAACAAAAACAAACACAGAUUUUACUCGACGAGCACCGAGCGUGAAACGUGAGUGGUCGACCCUCCUCCCCCAUCACCCUCCGUGUUUACUUCCAGUUUCCUCCUCAACGGGGAAGGCCUCUCUCUCUCCGCCGCGUGAGUCAUAUGAAGAGACCGUGAGGGAGGAGGAGGAACACGGUGACCCGCGGCUGUGUUUGCUUUACUACCGCAGGAACAACCGGAAAGCCCGCGGAGAGGAACCGGUCCGCCGAGACACUGACAAGCGUACACAGUGACACCUCCGCUGCGUGACAAAGAAACUUCAACCUGCAGCCGCCGUGACGCAGUAAAUACCAUUUAGACACGUGACGUAAUGACAAGAGGGGCGCCUCGCCGGUCUCGCGACGCUCCGGUGGACCGCCGGUCGAGGCUCGCCGCCGGUUCCGACGCGGCGCGCCUCACCUGAAAGCUGCGCCCGGACCAGAGGACGGAGACGCGGGAGCAUGGUGAGCCGAGAGGAGCUGGAGGAGCGGCUGAAGAAGCUCCUGGUGAGGCUGCGGAUCCCGCUGGAGGACCGCCAGCUGUGCACGCUGGUCCAGAUCCUCCAGGAUCUGCUUUUCCUGCACUCGGACCACGCAGCCGAGCUGUUUGAGGACAAAGACGUCCAUGCCCCCCUCCUGGUGGUGUUGACAUUCUCCAUCGGCAGUAGAGAAAUCCAGCAGGUGGGCUGGUCGUUGCUCUGCCGGCUGAUCGAGAUGUGCCCCGCCACGCUGCACCGGCUGACCCGACCUCUGGAGGCCGCCAAGGACUGGGAGGUACUGGGAGUGCACCAGCAGAUCCUGAAGGUGCUCCGUCGGUACGGCGCAGACAGCAGAGUCUCCAUGGUGGGCCUCCGGGCCCUGGCCCUCCUGCUGCGAUCAGACAUAACUCCUCUGCUGCUGCUGCUGGAGGAGGAAGAGGAGGAUGUGUUCGGCCUGGUGGUGCAGGCGAUGAAGACGUUUCCUGCCAGUGAAGAGGUGCAACUGCAAGGCUGUGGAGCGCUGCAGCUCCUGCUGGAGACAGUGAGCGACGCCCACCUGGUGGAGUUCGUGGAGAACCAGGACCACCUCGUGGUUCUGGCGGCGCUGCAGAAGUUCCUCGACAACCCCGAGCUGCUGCUGCAGGCCCUGAAGGUGGUGCUGCCGCUGGCCCGCCCCGUCAGUAACGUGGAGGUGUUGAUGUCGGGCGGCGCUCGCUGCUACAGCGCCAUUAUCGCCGCCACGGACGCCUUCCCCGAGGAGGAGGAGCUGCAGGAGACGGCCUGCCGCCUGUUCAGGAGGCUCACGUCGGAGAGCUACUACAACAUCCUGGUGCUGCACGGCGUCCAGAGGGUGGUGCUCCGAGCCUGCCGGGCGUUCCCGGACAACGCCGCGCUGCAAGCCGCCGCGCUGUCCUGCCUGGCCGACCUCACCGCCACCAUUGUGCACACCAAGGCGGUGGCGGAGCAGGGUCUGGAGGAGGGCGAGGAGGACCGCGGCGGCCGGGGGGCGGAGGAGGAGGAGGUGGAGGAGGUGGGGCUGGGCUGGAUGGAGGCGUGCUGCACGGCGCUGGAGCUCCACGCGGCCGAGCCCGACGUGCAGGAGGCGGCGAGCUGGGCCGUCCACAAGCUGCUGCUGCACGGAGGAGCCCGCCGGCCGGGGGAGGAGCCGGACGAGAGGACUCCGGUCCACAGGCAGCUGAUGGUGGCCAUGCUGCUCCACUCAUCCUCUCCCCGUGUGUUCCACGCCGCCACCAGUGCCCUCGCCACGCUCCUCACACACAACGGUGAGAUGCGCCCGCUGCUGCUGUCCAGCGGGCUCCACGUCAACCUGGUGGACAUGAUGAAGAGGCACCCGGCCUCGCCCGAGGUCUCCGUCAGCGCCUGUCGGCUGCUCCGCCUGCUCUUCCAGGGAAGGACCGCCAGCCUGGACGAGCUGAACAUGGCCAUGACGCAGAUCCUCGGCGCCAUGAAGGUCCACAACUUCCAGCCGGAGGUCCAGCUGGAGGCGCUGCAGGCCAGCCUGGUCUUCCUCUGCCCGGACCGGAGCUUGAGGGAGCACGGCGCCUCGGUGGCGGACCCCGACGUGGCCGACGUGUCUCUGAAGGUGCUGAAGAACCAGUGUGUGGUGGAAGGAGCUCACACCCUCUACCUGGAGGUCCUCAACAGGUUCAUCAGCAGCUCCGUCAUCCAGACGUGCGGCCUGAAGGUGCUGUCGGCUCUGGCCGACUGCUCGGGCGCGGUGGACCUGCUCUGCCAGCAGGGGGCGAUCGACACGGUGCUGCACACGCUCCAGAUGUUCCCCCGGGAGCGAGAGAUCCACUUCUGGGGCUUCACGCUGCUCGUCUUCCUCGUGUCCAAGAAGAAGCUGUCGAGGAUGAUCGUCCCCGUCCUGGCCUCCGUCGUGGUCGCCUCCCUCGUGCAAUACGCAGACGACCCCGAGAUGCCCCUGAAGUGUUUCCAGGUGGCCUUGAGGAUGAUGGACGCCUGUUCGGGAGCCGCCGCCGAGCUGCAGAGGGAGGACUUCGACAGGCACGUCUUCAGACGCCUCAGGGAGGAGACGCCGGACCACAGCCACGGCGCCCUGCGUAAGGCGGCGUGCCUGGCCCUGUCCAGGAUGUGGUGCGACGCCCAGCUGCACGCCGCCAUGCUGGAGAAGGCGUGCGAGGACGGGGACGCCGCGCUGGCCGAGUGCCUCAUCGAGCUGGGCGCCGACGUCAACGGGAAGACCGAGGCGGAGUCGCUCAUCUACCAGGUGUGCGAGCGCGGCGGCCCCCUGGAGCUGGUGGAGCUCCUCCUCAGCCGCGGCGCCCACGAGCAGCACCUGCGCCGCGCCCUGGCCGCCAGCGUGAGGCGCGGCGACGGCCCCGCCGUCAUCCGGCUGCUGGCCCGCCUGGGCCUGGACCGGCACAACGGCGCCCUCUGCCUCGGGGGCUUCAGGCUGGGCCGCCUGGACGCCGCCUGGCUCGGCCCCCUGCUGGCGGAGAGGGGCCGCGCGGCGCUCAGUCCCCGCUCCACCGGCAGUAAAGGCGUGAGCUUGGCGAGGUACAUCCAGUCGUUCCAGAGGUCCAAGAGCGGCGGCGGCGGUCCUCAGAGAUCUCCGGGCGACCCCUGUCUGACCUCCGGCUACAUCUCCGACUCCAGCGACGACUUCAGCUUCGCCUCCGUGGACGACGGCCCGUCCUUCAGAGACGACGUGGAGAGCGACGGAAGUGACUCGCUGUCGGGCGUUCUGUCUCCGAAGCCGCACAACAAGUCGGCGGAGGAGUUGGCGGUCGGGUCCUUCAACAGGAAGCCGGGGCGCCGCAGACAUGCCAGCGCCGAGAGUGGUCCAGCUGACUCUGAGCACAGCGAGCAUGUCCAGAGGAGGAGUGGACGCAGCGGCUCCGGUCCAAAAGGGCCGGGGUCCUCGGAGCGGGUCCUGCUGCUGGACCUGUCGGGCAACGAGCUGGCCUCCCCCUGCUGCCUGCUGGACGCCGGGCCGCUGCAGCAGCAGCUGGCUCACCUGCUGCGUCUGGACCUGAGCCACAACGCGCUGCUGGACUUCCCCCCACAGCUGGCCCAGAGUCUGAGGAGGUUGACCCGUCUGGACCUUCAGGGCAACCAGCUGGCAGCGCUGCCCGUGGAGCUGCUGUCGCUGCGGUCGCUGAGCACGCUCAACGUGUCCCGUAACUGCGUGGGCCCCCUGCUGACCUUUGACCCCGCCGUGGCCUGCCCGUCGCUGCGGCAGCUCAACCUGUCCUUCAACCGGAUCACGGCGUUCCCCCGAGAGCUCGGCCGCGCCACGGCCCGGCUGGAGGAGCUGUUCCUGGAAGGGAACGUUUUGACCGAGCUCUGCGAGCCGCUGCGGCUGCCGGAGCUCCGGCUGCUGGACGUGAGCAACAACCGCGUGGAGAACCUUUCCGUGGACUUCCUGAGCGGCUGCCCCAAGCUGGAGACCUUCAGCGCCGCCACCAACAGCAUCGGUUCUCUGUCUCACCUCCCGCCCAAGGUCACGACCCUGAAGCUCUCCAACAACAGCUUCACCGACGUCCCCGAGGCCAUCCUCCGCCUCCCCAACUUGCGCUCCGUGGACAUGAGAACCAACUGCAUCGCCGCUCUGCCCGGUCCGGGCCUCUGGGAGUCCGGCAACCUCCGGGAGCUGAUGUUCAGCCAGAACGCCAUCCGGGUCCUGGACCUGAGCGGGCCGAUCUCCAAGUGGACCCGACUGGAGAAGCUCCACCUGAGCGACAACAAGCUCACUCAGAUCCCCCGACAGAUCGGCCUGCUGGAGGGACUCACCUCGCUGGACGUGAGCCGCAACGCCAACGUGCGGUCCUUCCCCGACGAGAUGGGGAGGCUGGGCCGCCUUUGGGACCUCCCGCUGGACGGCCUCCGACUCCAGCUGGACCUCAAGCUCAUCGGCGGCAAGACCAAAGACAUCGUCAGGUUCCUGCAGCAGCGGCUGAAGAAGGCGGUGCCGUACUACCGCAUGAAGCUCAUCGUGGUGGGGAACGCCGGCAGCGGGAAGACCGCCCUGAUCCAGCAGCUGAUGAAGCUGAAGCGCUCCUCCAACGCCAAGACGGCCGCCGUCGGCAUCGACGUCCGCGACUGGACCGUGAAGGAGCGGGACAGGAAGAGGAUGGUGCUGAACGUCUGGGACUUCUCGGGAGGAGAGGAGUUCAGCGGCUCUCACCCUCACUUCCUGACCUCCAGAGCUCUCUACCUCGUGGUCUACAACCUCAGCAAAGGCGCCGGGCAGGUGGACGCCCUCAAGCCCUGGCUCUUCAACAUCAAGGCCGCCGCCCCCCUGUCGCCGGUCAUCCUGGUGGGGACCCACUUGGACGUGAGCGGCGAGCUGCAGGUCCAGGCCUGCCUGACCCGGAUCCGGGAGGAGCUGCUGAACCACCAGGGCUUCCCGGCCAUCCGGGACUACCACAUGGUCUCGGCCUGCGAGGACUCGGACGCCGUGGCCAAGCUGCGCAAGGCCAUCGCCAGGGAGGCCGCCGGCUUCAAGAUCCAGGGUCAGCCCGUGAUGGGCCAGCUGGUUCCGGACAGCUACGUGGAGCUGGAGCGCCGGGUUCUGCAGGAGAGGGCCAGGGCUCCCCCCGGGUUCCCCGUGCUGCGGCGCCGCCAGCUGCUGCAGCUCGUCCAGGAGAGUCAGCUGCAGCUGGAGGAGGCGGAGCUUCCCCACGCCGUCCACUUCCUCAGUGAAGCCGGGGUUCUACUGCACUUUGAUGAUCCUGCUCUUCAGCUCCAGGACCUCUACUUCAUCGACCCCCAGUGGCUGUGCAACAUCAUCUCCCAGAAGCUGACGUUGAAGAGCGGUGGCUUCUGGGAGCCGCCCCAAGGCGUGGUGCAGCGCUCGGCGGUGGAGCAGUUCCUGUCUGAGAGCCGGUGUUUCCCCCAGAGCCUCCUGCCGCAGUUCCUCAAGCUGCUGGAGAAGUUCCAGAUCGCUCUGCCCUUCGGCGAGGACCAGCUGCUGGUGCCCAGCAGUUUGUCCAAACACCGGCCGGCGAUCGAGCUGCCGCACUGCGAGAACUCCGAGGUGAUCGUGCGUCUGUACGAGAUGCCGUACUUCCCCAUGGACUUCUGGUCCCGCCUGAUCAGCCGCCUGCUGGAGGUCUCGUCCCACCUGCUUUGCGGAAGAGAAAAGGCGGUGCGACCCAACCGGGUCUACUGGCGGAGGGGCGUGUACCUGAGCUGGUCCCCGGAGGCCUACUGCCUGGUGGAGGCGUCCGCGGGGGAGGGGAACCCCUCCAGCUUCGUCCGGAUCACGGUGCCCUCCUCACGCAAAGGCCGGGUGCUGCUGGGCCGGCUGGUGGACCACGUGGACUCCCUGCUGGAGGAGUGGUUCCCCGGGCUGCUGAGCACCGACGUGCACGGCAGCGGCGAGGCGCUGCUCAAGAGGUGGGCCCUGUUCAGCUUCCAGGACGGGACGGACCGGAGCAAGAUCCUGCUGGAGGACCUGUUCCCCUGCUUCGACCGCGACUUCCUGCUGGUGGACCCGGAGGACCCCCGCUGCACCCUCCCCGUCUCUCAGAUCGCCCCCGACUUGGUGCUGAUGGACCAGCCUGCAGGGAUCAUCCUGGACGCCGGAGCGCUGCACAUCGACAUGUCCGCAGAGAACCGGCUGGGGGACGGGGGCUUCGGGACGGUGUACCGGAGCGUCUACAAGAACGAAGAAGUGGCGGUGAAGCUGUUCAACAAGCACGCGUCCGAGCUCCACAUCCACAGGCUCCUCCGACAGGAGCUGGUGGUGCUGGGUCGCCUCCGUCACCCCAGCCUGGUGGGCCUGCUGGCGGCCGGCUGCUCCCCUCCGGUGCUGGUGAUGGAGCUGGCUCUGAAGGGCUCGCUGGACUUCCUGUUUGAGCACGAGCGCGGCGGCCUCAACAGGAAGCUGCAGCACAGGAUCGCCCUGCAGGUGGCCGACGGACUCAGGUACCUCCACUCCUCCAUGAUCAUCUACCGGGACCUGAAGCCGCACAACGUGCUGCUCUUCAACCUGAAGACCGACUCGGAGAUCAUCGCCAAGAUCACCGACUACGGCAUCGCCCAGUACUGCUGCAGCAUGGGCGUGAGGAGCUCGGAGGGCACGCCGGGUUUCCGAGCCCCGGAGGUCGCCCGGGGCAACGUGACCUACAACCAGCAGGCCGACGUGUUCUCCUUCGGCCUGCUGCUCUACGACCUCCUGACCUGCGGAGAGAGAAUCUCCGACGGCAUGAAGUUCCCCAGCGAGUUCGAAGAGGUGGCCGUGCAGGGGAAGCUGCCAGACCCAGUGAAACACUACGGCUGCUCCCCGUGGCCGGGCUUCCAGGCGCUGAUGAAGGACUGUCUGAGGGAAAGCCCUCAGGGUCGGCCCACCUCUGCUCAGGUGUUCGACCGGCUGAACUCCGGGGAGAUGUUGUGCCUGAUGAGGGAGCUGCCGGUUCCCCGGGUGUCCAACGCCGAGUGCCUGGCGGUGAGCGGCGGCGGCGCCGACGGGCCCCCGGACGGCCACCAAGCCUGGCUGGGCGGAGGCAGCAGCGCCCAGAGACUCGGCUCCAUCACGGCGGUGGACCUGGACGACGGCACCGUCACCACGCAGGAAAUGGACUCCGGUCCCGUCUCGUGUCUCGUGACGGUCCAGAUCCCGGGCGAGGCGUGUGAUUGGCUCGUGGCCGGCACCCAGUCCGGCUCCUUGGUGGUCUUCAGCGCUCGGGACCCGUCGACUCGGCACCGCCUGCAGAGCGUCGCGGAUGCCGUCACCUCGCUGUACUUCCACGUGCACCCUCGUCACGCCCAGAGAAAGAGUUACCUGCUGGUCGGGUCGGCGGACGGCGUCCUCACCGUGUUCGAGGACUCGGUCCUCCAGCAGGAGAACGGGCAGCCGGUCAAAACACUCGCGGUGGGCCACGCCCACUCGCCCGUGGUGUGCCUGGGCCCGUCGUCCCACCCGCUGGACAGCAGGGCCGUGUGGGCCGGCUGCGGCGCCGCCAUCUUCUCCUUCACCGCCGACUACGACGUCUGCAAGAGCAUCGACACCCGGCGCGGCCUCCCGCCGCGGCAGCGGCGGUCGCCGGACGGCGGCGAGGCGUGCGGCGGCGGCGGCGAGGCGUUCGUGUCGCAGCUGGUCGUGGACAAACACGUGUACCUGAGCAAAGCCGGGGCGGCGAGCGUGGAGGUCUGGGACAAGCGGGCCGAGAGGAUGUUGGACCACGUCGACUGCGCUGAGAUCCUCGGGAUGAAAGGCGUCGAGGUGACGUCCCUGCUAGUGCAGAGCGCUGCAGUGCUGUGGGUGGGCACUAGGGGGGGCCACCUGCUGCUGCUGGAGCUCUCCUCCCACCGGGCGCUGCAGGUCGUCGGGCCGCGUGGCUCCGCUGUCCUCUGCAUGGCCUCGGCGCUCAUCGAAACACUAAACUGGAAGAACGUGGUUCUGGUUCUGGGCCGGAGACCCCCGCAGGACGCGGGUCCGCUGGACGAGGAGUCGGUGCUGAUGGUGUGGAACGCCUCGCUGCCGAUGGAGGUCAAGGACCUGGACAAGCACAGCGAGAAGAGGCGGCAGAUGGCGGUCCGGAUGAGCGAGCAGCUCCAUCACGACUGAGCCGCACACACACACACACACACACACACACACACACAGUGUCGGUGGAAAAGGGAUCGACUCUCCGGUGGCUCGAUGUCUCACGUUGAAGGUUCACCUCUCAGAGCACUGGCCAGCAACUCGGGGGGAGAGGGGGGGGGGAGCACGUUGCAAUCAAUCAAUCAUAAACAAACUCAGUUUCUGAAGACGCACUUGUAAAAAUGAUUGUCUGUGUUUUAGAAUCUUUAGUAAUCUCAUGAAGCCGUCGUUCCUCAUGAGUGACGCGGCGCCCGGCCGUUGUUUUUAAUCCGCAGCGUCGUUUCCACAAAGAAGCCAAACGGGGGGAAGUCGCCUCUAAAAGUUUACAUUUUGAUUAUUUAUUCUCAGCUCGUUCAGAACAAAGUGGCUUUGUACAAAGUGUUUACGUCACGCCCUCAGUCACUGUGACGGCCUCCUGUCGAUGAACACAAGGAAAACAUGUCAAUUAAAUCUUUUGUUUUGAUUUUAUAAAUAUGUUUCUGUCUUA